AACACCCUCUACAAAUUCUCUCUCUCUCUCUCUCUCUCUCUCUCUCUCUCUCUCUGCUUCCUGGGUGAACAUACGAAACACGGACCUGUUUCUCGUUUUUCAUCCGAAAUUCAUACAUUAAAUGGAUCACCUUCCCGAUGCGCUCCUUCAACACAUCCUUUCCGACAUGACAAAUGCUCGGGACAUCGCAUUGUGCAACUGCGUGUCCAAGCGGUGGAAAGAAUCGACGGAAUAUGUCAAGACCAUAUACUUUCCCCGGAAUUCCUUUGAUAAAAUCUUGGUGAAUGAAGACCCCGACAGCAUUGUUUUGAACACGAUCUCGUCCUUUUCUCGUCUUGAGGGGCUUGUGGUGUACAGCUCGUUCACCAGCAAAGGCCUUGCUUCUUGGUUGAUGAACAUCGGUUCGUCUCUUAGGCAUCUCGAGCUGAGAAUGGACAACCUCACUACUUGUCAAGCAAUGGAGGCAUCCUCGAAACUCGAUUGUAUCGGUAUGGCCAAGAAUUUGGAGAUUUUGAAGCUUUGGGGGGUUUUAAUGGUUAAUCCUCCCAAAUGGGUCAUGUUCCAGAGCCUUCAUUGCCUUGAAAUAGUCGGAGCUAGAGUGGAGGAUACCGUGUUAACUAAUGCAUUACGUGCUUGCCCGAACUUGAGAAACUUGCUUCUGCUUGGCUGUGAAGGAGUUAAAUCCAUUUCGAUCGAAUUGCCCCUCUUGGAGAAAUGUAAGCUGGAUUUCAACGGAUCGGGUAGCAGCGUGCUCUCUCUCACGAGCUCAAGACUUGAGUCCCUUGAUGUUCAAGGCUGUAGCUGGAUCAGGGUCCCCGAAACGAGGUCCUUAAAGAACCUCUCAAUCUCCAAUUCUGCUGGGAGAGUGUACAUGGUAGAAUUCGGGAGUCUAACUUCACUCGAAGUCUUGUCGAUUCGAGGAGUACAAUGGUGUUGGGACGCGAUACACAGAAUGCUAGAGCAGGCGAGAGAAGUGAAGCAUCUGUACAUGAAGGUCGAAUUCACGGGCGAUCACGAGGCCUUGCAACCCUUCCCCGAGUUGGAUAUCGUCGAGUUCUUCAAUAACCAUCCUAAGCUGCAAAAGUUCGACAUCCAUGGAGCAAUGUUCGCCGCGCUUUGCCAGAAAAACAGCUUAAAGAACGUGGAGAGAGGGUUCUCGAUUCCGUGUUUGGAGGAAGUGGUGAUAACGGUGAGAUCGCCGUUGAACGCAGAGCAGAAGAUGAAUACGCUGGAAUCGCUGGUGAAACAUGGGAAAUCGCUCAGAGUGAUGGUGAUAAGGAUCCUUCAGAUGAAGAGCAGCCACCGUAGUGCUGACGAUUUCUUCGAUGAGAUCUGCAGGUUCAAGUUCAUGAAUCGUAACUUGGUCCGAAUCGAAUGAAAUGACCAAAAUCCAUCUUCUAAUCUAAAACUUCCAUUGAUUUUGACAUCAAAAAGAAAAUCCUAGUUUCCAUUUAUUUUGUUUCACGUCCUGUGUUCUUUGGGGUUUGUACUUUGUAUCAGCUGAAUGUUUUUAUUUGAACAUUUAUUUUUUUUUUCA
This is a messenger RNA of Tarenaya hassleriana, 1537 nucleotides long. Its product is annotated as F-box protein At1g10780. The record is from RefSeq and is a predicted model, not a curated record. The coding region runs from base 122 to 1378 and encodes 418 amino acids. Gene Ontology annotation, molecular function: protein binding. The transcript is spliced from 4 exons. NCBI's taxonomy places the organism in Eukaryota, Viridiplantae, Streptophyta, Magnoliopsida, Brassicales, Cleomaceae.